AUGGUGACAAUCGUGCUGGGGUCCCAAUGGGGGGACGAAGGAAAGGGCAAGAUCACUGAUCUGCUCUCACAGAAUGCUGAGCUCUGCUGCCGGUCUGCUGGCGGACACAAUGCCGGCCACACCAUUGUCCACGAUGACAUCACCUACGACUUCCAUAUCCUGCCCUCUGGCCUCGUAUCGCCUACCUGCGUCAACUUGAUCGGUGCCGGAACCGUCGUCCAUCUACCGAGCUUCUUCAAGGAAUUGGCUUCUCUCGACGGGAAAGGGUUGAACAACACCCGGGAGCGUGUGUUCAUCAGUGAUCGUGCACAAAUCUGUUUCGACCUACAUGCCGUUGUAGAUGGACUAGAGGAGGCCGGACUCGGUAAACGCAAGGUAGGGACCACUGGGAAGGGAAUCGGUCCUUGCUACAGUGACAAGGCCGCAAGGCGGGGUGUCAGGAUCGGUGAUAUCUUGGAUGAAGGUGUGUUGGAGUCUAAGCUAAGGAGCUUGGAAGCUGGUUACCGGAGAAGAUUCGGCGACUUGGACUACAAUGUCGAAGACGAGAUUGCUAGAUUCAAGGAAUACCGAAAUCUCCUAAAACCACAUAUUGUCGAUCAAUUGAGCCUCAUCAAGAAGUUCGAGGACAAGUCCGCCUCUAUCCUAGUUGAAGGUGCCAACGCCCUGAUGCUCGACAUCGACUACGGAACGUACCCAUACGUAACGUCCUCCUGCACCGGACUCGGCGGAGCCAUUCAGGGAGUCUGCCUAAACCCGACCGCGAUCAAAUCCAUAGUUGGCGUCGUCAAAGCCUACUGCACACGCGUUGGCUCCGGCCCCUUCCCCACCGAACAGCUCAACGAGAUCGGUGAAAGAUUGCAGGUUGCCGGUCGUGAAUUCGGCGUAACGACCGGGCGUAAAAGACGUUGCGGUUGGCUAGAUAUGGUCUUGCUAAAAUACAGCACGAGAAUCAACCACUACACCGCGCUCAACUUGACCAAGCUCGACAUCUUGGACGAUUUUGAUGAGAUCAAAGUCGCUGUCGCCUACAAGCUUGACGGCAAGGAGCUCGAGUCUUUCCCGGCUAGCGCUGAAGCCCUAGAAAAUGUUGAGAUGGUCUACGAGACUCUUCCAGGAUGGAAGUCGACGACCAUGGGUAUCUCCAAGUGGGAAGAUCUCCCAACGAAUGCUCAGAAAUAUGUUGAAUAUAUCGAGCGUUCGAUCGGUGGUGUUCCCAUCAAAUGGAUCGGAACUGGGCCAGCUAGAUCGCACAUGAUUGACCGCAAUUAG
Messenger RNA from Arthroderma uncinatum, 1269 nucleotides. Its product is annotated as adenylosuccinate synthetase. The coding region runs from base 1 to 1269 and encodes 422 amino acids. Gene Ontology annotation, cellular component: cytoplasm. Gene Ontology annotation, molecular function: adenylosuccinate synthase activity; GTP binding. NCBI's taxonomy places the organism in Eukaryota, Fungi, Ascomycota, Eurotiomycetes, Onygenales, Arthrodermataceae. The transcript is spliced from 4 exons. The record is from RefSeq and is a predicted model, not a curated record. Gene Ontology annotation, biological process: IMP metabolic process; 'de novo' AMP biosynthetic process.